Molecule: messenger RNA, 1567 nt
Organism: Rhinolophus ferrumequinum (greater horseshoe bat)
Lineage: Eukaryota; Metazoa; Chordata; Mammalia; Chiroptera; Rhinolophidae
Gene: SLC7A13
Product: solute carrier family 7 member 13
Biological process (GO): amino acid transmembrane transport
Cellular component (GO): membrane
Molecular function (GO): L-amino acid transmembrane transporter activity
Source: RefSeq, a predicted model, not a curated record
AUGGAUACAGGGAAGAUGAUACAGCUCAAGAGAGUGUUUGGGUACGGCUGGGGCACGAGUUUUUUGAUCGUCAGUGUCAUAGGGACAGGGAUUUUCGUGGCCCCCGGUGGGGUGCUGAAGUACUCCUGUAUGAACGCGGGGCUGUCUCUGUGUAUCUGGGCCGUCUGCGCCCUGUUGACCACAAUGGACGCCCUGUGCUCCGCAGAGAUAGGCAUCAGCUUCCCGUGCAGCGGGGCUCACUACUAUUUUCUCAAGAGAUGCUUCGGCAGCUGCUUGUCUUUCCUGAGCCUCUGGACCACCUUGUUUGUGGCGGCGGGGGUGGCCGCCAGCCAGGCCCUGCUCCUGGCCGAGCACACCCUCCAGCCCUUCUACCCCAGCUGCUCGGCCCCCCAGCUGCCCAAGCAGUGUCUGGCGCUGGCCUUGCUGUGGCUCGUGGGGAUUCUGAAUUCUCGGGGUGUGACAGAGGUGACCUGGCUCCAGACGGCCGGCACCGCGCUGAAAGCGCUCAUCCUCGGCCUCAUCUCCCUAAGUGGACUGGUGCUUCUGCUCAGAGGGAGGAGGGAGAAUGUGCAAAGGUUUCAGGAGGCUUUCGAUGCCGAGCUCCCCAAAGCCUCCCAGUUCAUACAAGCUGUCUUCCAAGGACUGUUUGCAUAUUCAGGCGUGGGAUGCUUAACUUUUAUUGCAGGGGAGCUGAAGAAAUCCAGAAAGACAAUUCCAAAAUGCAUAUUUACUGUGAUACCUCUGGUGACUGUCAUUUAUUUACUGGUUAACAUUUCCUACCUCACUGUUCUGACCCCCAGGGAAGUUCUCUCUUCAGACGCUGUGGCUGUUACUUGGACAAACAGAGUUCUCCCCUCAUUAACAUGGGUCGUUCCUUUCGGCAUUUCGGCCUCGUUAUUUAGCAACCUCCUGAUUAAUAUAUUUCAGUCAUCAAGAGUAACAUACAUCGCUGGCCAAGAGGGUCAGCUACCUUUGUUGUUUAAUACGCUUAAUAGUCACUCGUCCCCGUUAAUAUCGGUGCUACUGCUUGUCACGAUGGCCUCUAUUGUGGUUGUCUCGACAAACCUAAUUGAUUUGAUAAACUAUAUUUAUUUUGUAGUUUCUAUUUGGUCUGUAUUAUCAAUGAUAGGAAUACUAAAACUGAGAUUCCAGGAGCCCAAUCUACCCAGACCUUAUAAGGUGUCUUUGCCAUUUCCAUUGGUAACGAUGGCUAUCAGCCUGUGCUUGGUUUUGGUACCUUUGGUGACGUCCCCACACAUGCAUUACAUCUAUGUGUGUCUCUUUAUUCUCAGCAAACUUCUGUUUUACGUCCCUUUUGUGUAUUUUAAAUGGAAGUUGGUUGGGUUUGAGAAGAUGAUGUGCUAUUUACAGUUGCUGUUUAAUAUUUGCAUCCCUGAUGUGUCUGAUGAACAGGUGUCAGAAGCACAAACUGUUAGCAAAAAACUAGCCAAAUUCUAACAUCAUGCCAAAUUCCAAAUAAAGAUUAAGCACAUGGUGGAGAAUUAAUGAUGAAAUGCCACGGGUAACUUUUUUUGUCGAAUGAGAUAAUAUGUAUUUAAAAACUGCC